Messenger RNA from Drosophila busckii, 3946 nucleotides. RefSeq lists its product as uncharacterized. Gene Ontology annotation, biological process: positive regulation of kinase activity; cell surface receptor protein tyrosine kinase signaling pathway; multicellular organism development. Gene Ontology annotation, cellular component: signaling receptor complex. The annotation marks the transcript as partial. The transcript is spliced from 6 exons. Gene Ontology annotation, molecular function: ATP binding; transmembrane receptor protein tyrosine kinase activity. The record is from RefSeq and is a predicted model, not a curated record. NCBI's taxonomy places the organism in Eukaryota, Metazoa, Arthropoda, Insecta, Diptera, Drosophilidae.
AAAAUACGGCGCAACAAGCUUUAUUUUUUUUUGUUUUUUUGUUUUGAUUUGGUAUAUGCUUCGGUAACGAUGUCGUUGAUGAAAAUUCAACCAAGCAAUGAAUCAUUUUGGCGUUGCUGCUGGCUGCUGGCAUUGUUGCUAUGUGUGGCAGCAACAGCAACAGCGACAUCAACAGCGACGACAACAACGACGACAACAGUCAGCGAAACGCAAACGAGUGCAACUAAUGGUGCAAUUAGACAACAACAGCAGCAGCAGCAGCAGCAGCCAGGGGCAGCCGCUGUGGAUCACAUGCAGGCAACAAAUGCAACUGCUGCCAGCGAAAGCCAAGCGCCAAUCAAAUCAGCUGAAAUUUUGAGCGCCAGCGAUGUGGCUGGCGAUGCGGUGGCUGAGAAGCCAACCACUUAUCGACCCACUGGCGCCAAUCGUCCAUCGAUAUCGCCGCAGCAGUCGGCGCAGCAGCGUGAGCAGAAGCUGAUGAAUGUGUUGGCAGCGCGACGCUCAGCACUGCAACGCGGUGGCUUUCGCACACGCAUAGGCACCACUGGACGUAGCGCCACAUCACCCGCCGCCGCCGCUGCAGCUGCAGUGGAGAGCACCUCGAAGCCGCCCAGCGAUCCGCGCUCGGUUUGCAUACGCAACUGCACCAAGAACUUUACACGUCGCACCACUGCGAGUUGCAUGCGGCAAUGCGCCAACUUUACACGCAUGGGUAUGCCCAGCAGCAGCAACAACUCAGCGGUGCGCGCCAGUGUGCUGAACGGUGAGCGUGAUACCAACGAGAUACUGUUCAGCGAUGAAUCCUCGCAUGGGCUGUUUGUUGUGGCCAAAGAGCAAAACGAUACGCUCAAUCACAUAGCAGAUGGCGCCAAGACUGCAACAGCGAGCAAGCAGCGUGGGCGUGGCAAGCCGCUGGCUACAGUAACGCUAGCCACCACCUCAGUGGAGCAGGCAGACGAUGAGGACGAGCUGCAGCCGUAUCUUUACUUUGGCGCCAAGCUGCCGCCGCUUAAGCCAAACGCCUUGACCAUAACGCCAGCUGAGGGUGAUGAUGAGCACACGCGUGUGCUGGAGGUGUCGGUGGUGCAGCCAGCGCCAAGCAGCACCACAGCGCAGCCAACAGUGCGACCCACUGUGUCCACGCGUCGUCCCUUGAGCGAAGUGGAGCGCAGUCGCAGUCGCUACAAGUAUCAUAUGCGUGAGCGUGGCUUAACACCAACGCCAGCACCGCCAGUGGUGCAGCCCAUAAGCCGAACGCGUUAUUUGGGCUCAGGACGACCCACAGCUGGACUGGGCGAGGAGCGACGCAGGCAGCCAAGCUCGUCUUCAACGCCGCUGAUUAUAACAGUGCUCAGUGCUGAGGAGGAGACAACUAUGCCGCAAGUGGAGAGCAGCACCACAACAACAACAACCAGUACAACAACAACCACAAGCACAACAACUGUAGCGCCUACAACAACCACAACAACAACUACAACAACAACAGCAGCGCCUACAACUACAACCAGCACAACCAGCAGCAGCACCACAACAACAACAACAGCUAAACCCACAACAACAACAAGCAGGACCAGCAAACCCACAGCAAAAACUAUAAUACAAGAAGACACUGAGCGACUGCGCGCUCUGGGACCGUCGCUAACGCAAGAGAUCAACAUUGAAGAUCAAAACAAUUUGAUAAUCUUUUGCAACAGCACUGCUAACUGCGAAAGCGCGCAGAACAAACAGCAAUUGCCACAGUACACCACCGACGCCAGCGCCAGCUCCAAAAUACUACGCACCACUGUGCUGACUUCAGUGCGCAGCACUGUAAAUCCACGCACCACCAGCACAGCACCCACUACUACAAGCAGCAGCAGCCCAAAGCAAUUCAUAGGCAUUGUUGAAACUUCGAGCAGCAGCAGCAGCAGCAGCUCGGUGGUGCCGCUUGACAUUAGCUCCACUGCCAUUGCAGAUGAGCGUGAUGUUAAUCUGGAGCUGCGUCGCAUGAAUUUGGUAGCGCUAGUGCUUGUGGCUGUGGGUAUUGUGCCACUAGCUGCCAUUAUACUCUAUCUGGUGCGCAACUAUGUGGUGCGUCGUCAGGCCAAGCAGGAUGAAGUGUUUGAUGUUUGCAUUGCCGAUCAGCAGCCCAUAAGUCCGGUAAAGAAAGCCGACUCCAAGUAUCAGCUGGAAGAGGAUGAGGAUGAGGUGGAUCAUCAGCAGGCCAUGCCCAUGAGCCAGCAGCAGCAAACACGCGAUGUUAAUCACAAUCGCUACGACGACAAGUGCUCGUUGUCCAGCGAAUUUCACGAGUUUGAACGCAGCAAUAUACGACUGAAGAGUUUGCUGGGCGAGGGCAACUUUGGUCAGGUGUGGAAAGCUGAGGCGGAUGACUUGCGUGGACACUUUGGCGCCACGCGCAUUGUUGCAGUCAAGACUAUCAGAGCCUGCAGUGCGCAGGUUAGCCUCAAGGAUGAGGCCAACAUUAUGCGCAAGCUGGGCUCGCAUCAAAAUGUGGUCACGCUGCUGGGCGCCUGCGUCGAAAGCGAGCCACACAUGCUUAUUAUGGAGUACGCCAUGCGCGGACGUUUGCUAUCGCUGCUGCGUGCUGCUCGCAGCGCCAACAACAUUCUGCCCGCCUCAGUGCCAGGUGGACGCAGCUUGGCGCCAUUAUCGCCACGCACUUUAGCUGGCUUUGCCCUGGACAUAGCCUGCGGCAUGGAGUACAUAGCAGGCCGCAGAGUUGUGCAUCGUGAUCUUGCCGCACGCAAUGUGCUGCUCGAUCACAAUGGCAUGUGCAAGAUCUGCGACUUUGGCAUGUCCAUUGAUUUGGAUGCGGAGCGCUUGCGCAAGGCACAGGAAAAGAAUGCAGCCAAUGAUAUUUUACGCAGCCACAGCGGCCACAAUAGCCACAAGUUCAAGUUUGACUUUGGUGGUCGCUACAUAUUGCAGCAUUGGCAGCAUACCUUUGGCCAGAGCACGACGGGGCAGGGCGGCUGCUCCAAGGAGCAGAACGAGAAGAAGUCGCAUUCACAUGACACCAUUGGCAAGCGACAUGCGCUGCCCAUACGCUGGAUGGCGCCAGAGAGUCUGCAGUAUCACAUGUUCACCACCGAAACGGACAUUUGGGCCUUUGGCAUUGUGCUCUGGGAGAUUGCGACGCUGGGCUCCACGCCCUAUUCGCAUCUGACUGGCCGUGAGGUUAUACGCCGCGUGCCGCAGGGCUUGCGUCCAGAGCUGCCCAAGGAGAGUCGCCAUGAGUUCUAUAAUCUCAUGUCGCGCUGCUGGCAUAAGGAGCCGCAUAUGCGUCCCUCGUUUGCGCAGUCGCGCCUGGAGAUAACACGCUCGCUGCACAAGUGGGUGGACGAUGACUCGGCCGCGUCGGAUUAUAUGGAUGUGAGCGGCUUCAGCGAGGAUCUCGAGCAUGGCGUUGUCUACUUCAAUCACCGCAUUUCGGAGUUUGAGUGUGAAAUAUGACGUUGACUGAAAUCUCACCCACUCACCACAUUCACCACUCACUCACUCAUUUCUCACUUGUGUACCUUUCAUCUCAUGCCAUUGCCCACCUAAGCUAGCCUCACCUCAUUAGUAGCAGCUGUAGACCCAAUUCUAAUUUAAAGCAAUUUGCUUCGCGAGCUCCAUUCGUGCAGUAUUAUGUGUGUUUGUCCCAUUGUCGUUGGCCGCCAGCGCUCUGUAAAUAUUUAAAUGUUGUUUAUGUUUUAUCUUAUAUUUAAACGAUAUAUAUUGGCGCUACUUGUGCUUAGUUGGAUAUUCGUCACUUAGUUCUUCUAGUCUGUAUGUAUCUAAAAUGCAACUACAAGUUGAGCUGUUUUUCGUUAUCGUAGCCAAGUUGACUGCACCGCUACAAUGGCACACAAUUUUUAGUUAUUGCGUUCAAUGACGUUCGAAAUACAAUACAUUAUUAUUAAACGUAUAAUUUGGUAUUUAAAUACGCAUAGAAUUUAAU